CAGAACUGAGGAGGGUGGGAGGGAUGGUGGAUGAGAUGUAAUCGAAUGUGAGAAUGAUUGGCUAUGAUGCCAAGCCUCUUAUUAUGCUCCUGUUAAUGUCCGGUCAUCACUUUUCUAGCUUAGAAGCUUUUUAAGCAGCUCAUCGUUUCUCUGUUACCUGGACUCUAGUGUCUUUAGAGGGGACAAGGGGACCCUGCGUUUCAUUCCAAGAUGACUCUGUGAUGGUGGGAUUCCUACAAAACGUGGGUGCAGGGUGAAAGGAAGAGGGAACUCUGCGACAGAGUGUUAGGAUGGCCAGUGAAGGCUCCAGUAGCAUCCCCAGCCCAGUGGUGCGACAGAUUGACAAACAAUUCCUGAUCUGCAGCAUAUGCCUGGACCGCUACAACAACCCCAAAGUGCUGCCCUGCCUCCAUACCUUCUGUGAGAGGUGCCUGCAGAACUACAUCCCGGCCCACAGCUUGACGCUGUCGUGUCCCGUGUGCCGCCAGACAUCCAUCUUACCAGAAAAAGGCGUGGCGGCACUGCAGAUCAACUUCUUCAUCACCAACCUGAUGGACGUGUUGCAGCGCUCCCCCGACAGCCGCAGCCAGGAGUGUGCUGCCCAGGACAACGUCAAUGUCGUGGCGGUGCGCCAGUCGCUUUCCUGUCCCAACCACGGAGGAAAUGUAGGAUAUAACGAACCGUCAAGACACAGGCAGUGCCACAAUGACGUAUCAGAGGUCAUGGAAUUCUACUGUCCACCGUGUGAGACGGCCAUGUGUCAGGAAUGUACGAGUGGUGAACAUGCCGAGCACCCCACCGUGCCCCUCAAAGAUGUGGUGGAGCAGCACAAGGCCUCACUGCAGGACCAGCUUGACACCGUCAAGAACAGGUUGCCUGAGAUCGAUUCGGCCUUACAGAUGCUGUCAGAGAUCCUGCAGCAGCUGACCAAUCAGAAGAGUUCCAUCGAGGGAGAUAUCCACACUACGUUUGAUGAGCUGCAGAAGACCCUGAAUGUUCGCAAGAGCGUCCUGCUCAUGGAGCUAGAGGUCAACUAUGGGCUCAAGCAGAAGGUGCUCCAAACUCAGCUGGACACGUUGCUCCAGGGCCAGGAUGGCAUCAACAGCAGCUGCAACUUUACUGAGCAGGCCCUGAGUCAUGGCACUGAGGCGGAGGUUCUGCUCGUCAAGAAGCAGAUGAGCGAGCGGCUCGCCAAGCUGGCCAACCAGGAUCUCCCUCUACAACCCGGAGAGAAUGACCAGUUAGACUUUCUGGUGGAGACCGAGGGCCUCAAGAAGUCCAUCCACAACCUGGGCACCAUCGUCACCACCAACGCCGUGGCAUCUGAGACUGUGGCCACAGGCGAGGGACUGAGGCAGUGCGUGGCGGGCCUUCCCACCUCAGUCACCAUCACAACCAAAGACAAGGACGGUGAGCUGUGCAAGAUGGGGAAUGCCGUCAUCACGGUGGAGAUCGCCACGCCUGAAGGCAGCGUGUGUGAUGGCGAGAUUCUUGACAACAAGAACGGGACCUAUGAGUAUCUGUUCACGGCGCCAAAGGAAGGUGGUUUUACACUGUCUCUGCGUCUGUAUGACCAACACAUUAAAGGAAGUCCCUUUAAAAUUAAAGCAACAAAGUCGGUGGAUGUGUCACCUAGUACAGAAAGUGCCAAGAAGAGGCUGAAGUCCCCUGGAAGUAGUCACGUCAAGCAGAAGGCCAUCAAGCGGCCAGCCAGUAUGUACAGCACAGGAAAAAGGAAAGAGAACCCCAUUGAAGAUGACCUUAUUUUCCGGAUCGGUACAAAGGGAAGGAACAAAGGAGAAUUUACCAAUCUACAGGGUGUGGCUGCUUCCUCGCUGGGCAAGGUUUUGAUAGCAGACAGCAACAACCAAUGUGUUCAGAUCUUCUCUAAUGAUGGACUGUUUAAGAGCCGCUUUGGGGUGCGGGGGCGGUCUCCAGGGCAACUGCAGCGGCCCACAGGUGUGGCUGUCCACCCCAGUGGUGACAUCAUCAUAGCCGACUACGACAACAAGUGGGUCAGCAUCUUUUCCAGUGACGGGAAGUUCAAAACUAAGAUUGGCUCGGGCAAGCUGAUGGGCCCCAAAGGUGUGUCGGUUGACAGGAAUGGCCACAUUAUUGUUGUGGACAAUAAGGCGUGCUGCGUUUUUAUCUUCCAGCCCAAUGGCAAGCUGGUCACCAAGUUUGGUAACCGCGGAAACGGCGAUCGGCAGUUUGCAGGUACACUCAAUGGUCCUCACUUUGCUGCUGUCAACCAUAACAAUGAAAUAAUUGUCACAGACUUCCAUAAUCAUUCUGUGAAGGUUUUUAACACAGAGGGAGAAUUCCUGCUGAAGUUCGGUUCCAAUGGGGAGGGGAAUGGACAGUUCAACGCCCCUACAGGGGUGGCCGUGGAUGUCAAUGGCAACAUCAUUGUGGCAGACUGGGGCAACAGCCGGAUACAGGUGUUUGAUGGUAGUGGUUCAUUCCUGUCCUACAUCAACACAUCUGCAGACCCUCUCUAUGGUCCCCAGGGCCUGGCCCUCACCUCUGAUGGCCACGUGGUGGUGGCCGACUCCGGGAACCACUGUUUUAAAGUCUAUCGUUACCUGCAGUAGCCCACAUACACACUCACCAUCCGCAGUACGGACUGAAUGGUGUCUAUUCUAUUCUUAAGCUCUGCCAUCCGUAACUGUGCCAUACAGAACCUCCUGCUUGCUGUUCACCUUGUUGGUUGUCUUUGUGGCCUCUAAUUACCUCUGAUCUUUAACCUUUUCCACCACUGACCCUUGUGGAGUUCAUAAAAAAACGGUAUUUCCCCAGAAACAGUUAUUUUCUGACACUAGCCCUGGUGAAGAGAGAGAAUGAUUAAAAAAGGUAAUGUGAUCCAAGUGGGAGGGAAAACAAUUGCGAUCUCCGUGGAUUGUUGGAAGGAGAUUGAUUGACAAGUUUCUGACCAUCCCCUUAAUGUGAUACAGUUUAAUUUUCCGUACUAAUAGUUACAUUUAGGAUUUAUGGAGUGGAAGCUGAUCCUACACCUGUACUUAGGGGAAGUCUCAGCCUGGAGCUGAUAAUACAAUACAUUCCUUUUGUUUAUAGGGAUCCUGCUUGGUAUGAUGAGAAAUGGGUGUCAUAGGCUGGACCCUUCCUUUUGUUAUUUAUUGUUGUGACAUGGCACUUAAUGUAAAACUAGAAUACAAUGUUUAUCAUGAAAUGAAUAUGAAGUAUGAAUCUUGUUUCUACAAUUGGUUUACUGUCACCACUGUCUAUUGAAAUGAGUAAGACUCCAAUUAAAUGAAAAUAAAUUGCUUGGACUUUUGAACUGACUAGCUGCAAAAAUAUUUGCCUCACUAUCUUUAGUCACACACCUGAUUCAAAUUAAAGACUUGAUUACGUCAAACAAGUGUGUAAAUGGUAGGCCAAAAUUGGUGUGUGUGCUUGUGCAAAAAAUUUGCACCUCUUGGGGUAGCCAGGACCAGGAUUGGGAAACACUGACUUAAGAUUUAAGGCUAAGGAUUAGGGAACAUUGAUUUCUGGGUCAGGGUUAGAAAGUCAAACAUUUGCAUGUUUGUUAACUAAAUGAAAGUCAUAAAAUAAAGCAGAGCUAUUCAACUUCAGUCCAGGAUGGCUGAGACAGUUUUGGUUUUCAUCUCUAAUAAAGCAUAUACAGACUUGCACACCCACUGAGUGUAAUUAGCUGCCAGGUGUUUGGCUCGAGUAGCCCUGCAAUUAGGGAUACUUCACAGUUAGCUAUGUGUAGUUCACUUUCAAUUAGUCCUGAAAAUACACAAUGUAGUUUUCUGUGUCAUUCUUACUACUCUGCACUAUAAGCCAUUUUACAACUUUGUAACAAACAGUAUUGGAAAAUAUAUUACAAAAUUGAACUAUUGCUUCCCAUCCUCAAUUUGUGUGGUCUUUUGUUUAUGUUAACAAAAAGGAGUGAUUCUACUCAAAUGUAGUAUUCAGAUACUGUAGCAGACAUUGACAUUACAAUAAAUAUACAAUGGCUUAUAAGUUGAUGUGAAUAAUUUCAGUGUAAGUAAACGACCUAUUAAAAUGUAGGUUCACACUUUGAAAAACACCCAAUCUAGAUUGUAAAGCACUUGGCUCUCCAUAUUUCAUUACUUUCAUCUGCAUACUUUUAGGCAGCCUUUUUGUAUUUUCCCAUGUUCUGUCAUUUGUUGUCCUCGUCAGUUUUGAUGCUGUGAUGCCAAAUGGAAAAAGUGCCCAUAUCUGUAAGCUUUGAGAUCAGUAGCUAGCGUGGUAUGCAACUUCAAGGUUGUAUACAUUCCAUCCCUAUGUGUAUGUAAACCAUUUAUUUUGCCAACUGUGUAGUUGCAAUUUAGAAACUGUUAUGAAUGUCAAACCCAUUGUUAUUUAUUAGGCACAGACUUAUAAUUUCACUCUCCAACUUCACACAAAAACUGCUUUGCUAUUGUCUUACUGCACUUACAGAAAUCUAGUCUGAUAAACCCAAAAACAAAAUAUGCUUACAGUGUGUUGAAAAAAUAUUUUGACAUUUUCAUAAUUUAUGUAAAUUUUCUCUAUGUACAUUACAGAAAUAAAGCACUGCAUUCUUGGAAA
This is a messenger RNA of Esox lucius (northern pike), 4560 nucleotides long. It is a transcript of the gene trim2a, whose product is annotated as tripartite motif containing 2a. Gene Ontology annotation, biological process: proteasome-mediated ubiquitin-dependent protein catabolic process; negative regulation of translation; protein polyubiquitination. Gene Ontology annotation, molecular function: protein binding; zinc ion binding; ubiquitin protein ligase activity. The transcript is spliced from 12 exons. NCBI's taxonomy places the organism in Eukaryota, Metazoa, Chordata, Actinopteri, Esociformes, Esocidae. The record is from RefSeq and is a predicted model, not a curated record. Bases 291 to 2594 code for a protein of 767 amino acids.